AUGGAAGUUGUCAGGCAAAAGACGAGAAGACAGACGGAGCCACAUGCGGUCUGGAACAUUGUGACACAAACAGCUGCCCUCUUCUGCCCGACCCGGACACGACGGCGUCUAUUUAUUCGGACAAGAUCCGAUCUUGCCUCCCUCCCUCCCUCCGAUCGUCAACUCAGCUCACUCUCUGAUCCACGACCGGCGAGCCUGCCAAACAGGGGGGGUGGUCGUAACACAUUUUCGCACAUGUACAGCUCAGACUCCGGCCGCCCAUGCCGCAUCGGCAUUCGCUGA
This is a messenger RNA of Protopolystoma xenopodis, 282 nucleotides long. The record is from the annotation of a GenBank genome assembly. Lineage: Eukaryota; Metazoa; Platyhelminthes; Monogenea; Polystomatidea; Polystomatidae.